CGGCGGAGGGUUUGCGUCCAGGCCGCGCGGGCCCGCUCCUGUGGGCGCCCGCCGCGCGACGCUGCAGCCGCCGAGGUCGAUGUGAUGCCAGGCGUGUGAUUACCCCGGCACAUCUGGCGACAUCUAAAAACUGUUGUAUAGGAAGGAUUGGUUCAUUUGCCUCUGAUUAAUUAGGCAUUUGGUCUUAUAAAUAGACAGGAUUUGAGGUAGGGGGUUCUGCCUUCACGAUCAAAUCAAGUGGCGUAUAUUGUGGGCAUAUACCCAGAGCUAAAAUAUGUUUUUCAUCUUGAUGUUCCACUAAAUUCAGAUUUUCUGUUUCAAAUUCCAAAGGUUUCGUUUACUUAUGCUUCUCUUUCAUCCCUUCAGAAGAACUUAAGAAAUGGUGACAUUUUGUAAAAAUGAUGUCUCGCCUAUUUGCUUUUUAGAAUAGUGGAUAUAGUGCAACUCUCAAUACUUGAAAUAAGAGAGAAGAUAGCAGAACUGGAAGCCAAACUCAAUACUGACGAUGAAGGUGGUGAGUGGAAGACCCGUUAUGAGACACAACUUGAACUGAAUGAUCAGCUAGAAAAACAAAUUGUUUCUCUCAAAGAGAAAAUGGAGAAAAUCCGCGGAAACCCUGCAGAUAGACUAUCUUCUAUUCGUGUGUAUGAACGAAUGCCAGUGGAAUCCUUAAACACAUUACUUAAACAGCUAGAAAAAGAAAAGAGGAGUCUUGAAAAUCAAGUGAAAAACUAUGCACUGAGACUGGAACAAGAGUCAAAGGCGUACCACAAGACCAACAAUGAACGCCGUAUAUACCUAGCUGAGAUGUCUCAGGUCUCUGGCUCAUACCAAAUGUCUAAAAGACAACAGAAGGAUCAACUGCCUAGAAUGAAGCAGAAUCUCGUGAAAACGGGAAGAUGCAAUCCAGUUAAUCAGAAGCUAAUGAAUGCCAAGAGAGGACCGGUGAAAAAGAUUACAAGAUCAAACCAUCUUCCAAAACUCAAUCCAUGAUUCCAAAACUGGGUGGAUUUCUAUUUCUUCCCUUUUUUCACCUGUAAUAUUCAACUUGUGAAGUUAAUGUUCAACACGUUUUUCAGGGAGUGAAAUAGAUAAGAAAUAGCUAUCAAAAUUCUCUUUAGCUCCUUUUCCAGAAGUUUGUCCCUUUGGCUACAUGAAAGUAAUUUUCUCAAGUGACUCUAAAAUAUUUAUAGCAGUGCUUAUGAUUUUUAAAAUAUCCUAGGAAGCCUGAAGGUUGGCAUUAUUACACUGAUCUGCUCUGAUAGUGACAUUGCUAUUAUAUUUGGUUUCUAGUUGGCUGUUAGCUAAAAAUGUGAGUUUAUCAAAACUCUUUGCUAUUUUAAGCUAUAUUAUUUUUAGUUUUUUUAAACUAAAGUUUUAAACAAAGCUGCAAAUCAAAUGCAUUUAAAACUUUGACUUGAACUGUCUUGGUGUUGUGGAAACAGCCUUCAAUCAGGAAUCCACUUGGUUAUAGCCCCACCCUUCUUAUGAGAUCUUGGGUAAAUUCCUUCACCUGAUCUUUAUUUCCACAUCUGUAAAAUGACUGAGUCAAACUAUACAAUUUCUAAGGUUACUAUUCCAGAAAACCAAUACUUAUUCAGCCUCAGGGUCCUGCUACUUAGCACGUGGUGAUUUAAGUCAUUUUGUGUUUAUUAAUUCAUAGUGAUGGCCUAGUUCUUUGGACCAAACUUUGCAAGUGUUCACAAUCCUCAAGUCUAGAAGUGGAGAUAGAAUGAGGACAGGAGAAGCGUUCUUUUAAUGCAUUUAUAAAAUUUAUUGAAUUCUCCAAUUCAUGUUUAGACUGUUUUGUAACUAUUACUUAAGUCUGGGACAUACAUAUAAUUUACUUGCCCAACUUAAUAAGUGAAAUUAUUGGACUUUAAAUUUCCAGAAAUCACCCAAAUUUAAGUAUAGUUUCCAGCUAGCGGUGUUCUCACCUUAUAUCUGGCACUAAAACCUAAAUUCUAUUCAGUAUCACCAGUAAUGAACACCCAAUGCAUUUCUAUAACUAUCUCUAUAGGCAUUUGCUUUCUUUAAGGAAGAAUACUUAAAUUUCACACAGGAAAAUCAGUCUUUUAUAUGACUUUAAAAUGUAAUGCAGAGAAAUAUAAAGUAAGUUCCUGUAAAUUA
Equus caballus (horse) is the source of this 2130-nucleotide messenger RNA. NCBI's taxonomy places the organism in Eukaryota, Metazoa, Chordata, Mammalia, Perissodactyla, Equidae. The record is from RefSeq and is a predicted model, not a curated record.